AGGGAGGGGAGGGGAGGAGGAGUGGGGGAGAGGAAAAGGACACAAGGGCUUGCCACUGGUUUGAGGUGAGAGAGAGUGGAGGCGGAGGAAGGGGAGAGGGACAUCAUCAUCCUCAGGACGAUGGAGGAGAGGCCGGGACCUGGCAGAGGGCUGGAGCCGCCGUCUACUUUCUGGGGCAAAAUAGGAGCGCAGAGCCUGAUUCCUCCCUCGCACUUCAGCGGUCGAAGCUACGCCCCAUCGCCGCUGGACUCAAACCCCUGGGCUGCUCUGUCCAAGGCGACCAAAGAGAUCCUGGAACUGAGGCAGGAGAAUGAACAUCUGAGGAGGACGCUGGUCCCAUCGAGCAGACGAUGCCCAAGAGUUGAAGAGGAAACGGCUUGCAUUAAACCCAGGUCCUUGGAGCAGGAGAGGGCGCCUGAGACCGGCCGCCCUGCCGACGAGCCGAACGGGAGGAUACAGACGAACGCGGUGUUGCGGCAGGCGGCGGCGGCCAUCGCCGAGAAGGACGCGCUGCUGGCCCGCCUGGGUCAGCAGCUGCGGAGGCUGGAGGGGGAGAGGCCGGAGGGUUUGCCGCCCGCUGGGAUCCAGCUGCCGACGCCGCGGCAACGGGACCGCCGUCCCGCCGGGGAGACGCUGCCAGAGCACGGGGAACAGCGGGAUGGGGCGACCAGGCAAAGAGACCGGAGCAGCGGAACGCAUUCGCAGAUAUUAUCCCCGGAUGUCAACGGGUGCGUGGAUGAGGAUGGAGAGACUCUGCGGCAAAGGGCGGCGGAAGUAGCGGAGGACCGUGAGAGGCUGCGGCGGAGGGUGGCGGAAGUGGAGGAGGACCGUGAGAGGCUGCGGGGGCGUGUGGCGGAAGUGGAGGAGGACCGUGAGAGGCUGCGGGGGCGGGUGGCCGAGCUGGAGGAUGUUCGGGAGAGACUGCGGCGAAGGUUGGCGGAGUUGGAGGUGGAUGGAGGGACACUGAGACAAAGGGCGGCCGAGCUGGGGGAGGAGCUGCGGCAGUGUCGAGAGGAAGGCCAGCGCGAGGUGAUGCUCUCGAGCGAGAGGCUGGACGACAUGGGUCGGGAGCGGGACGCACUGCAGGAGGAGAUGAGUGAAGCCAGAGGCAAGUUGGAUUCGCAAAGCUCCUUGAUCCAACAACUCCGCACUUAUAUCGGACAACUGGUGCCGGACGAGAAGCAACUGGAAGAGGCCCGGCAGGAGAAAGAACAGCUGAACAACAGGGUCCAGCAUCUGGAGAAGGAGCGGGAGACGUUGCGAUCCACGGUGGAGCUGCUCAACGUGCGUCUGACCUCGCUGACGGACAUCCUCGCCAUCCAGGAGAGCCAUCGCGGCGGCAAGCCGAAGCCGGACAUCGGGGGCGGUGACGAUGGGAAGAAGGCAACGCUGGUGACUCGCUGGAGGGAGAAGGUCUUUGCGCUGAUGGUGCAGCUGAAGUCCCAGGAGAUCAGUCACACCAACGAUGUCAAUCACCUCCACGUCAAGAUAGCAGACCUGGAGGAGGAACUUGCGGUGAAAGGCCAGGAGCACGCGGUGAUGGGACACAGCCUCCAAGACAGAACGGCAGAGAUGGACCUGGAGCGAGUGAAAAACCAGUCUCUCGGUGAUGACCUGGCUUGUGCUCAGAAGACUGUGGUUCGGCUUCAGGAGAGAGCAGACCAAGCGGACAGUGAUCUGCGCCAACUGCAGGAGCUAACGGGCAGUUUCUACCAGAAGUUCUUGGACCAGGAGGCAGAGCUGAGGAAGGCCUUGUGUCAGCUGGUGAACCUGAGUCAGAGGGUGACCUUCGCGAACAAGCGGAUUGAUACCAUUCACGGGUUAUGGGCUCGGAAGGAGGCCCUCGUACGCCUUCAUCUGCAGGAGAGAAGCAGAGAGCCGGGGCCGGACAUCAGCAGGCGCACCAACGAGGAACUGGAGAAGGAGCUGGAGCUGCUGAACGGGGAGCGGGACCAACUGGCAGUUGAGCUGAAGCGGAACUCGCAGCUGAUCGAGAAGAAGGUCUCCGAGGCGCGGCUGAAAUUCGAGGCAGAGACGAAGGACUGCCUGGCCGCGUCGGGGCGACUGCAGGAGGCGUUGGCGGAGAAGGUGCAGGCGCAGCAGAGACUGACCGAGCAGCUGACCGAAGCCCAGCGUGAGGUGGAGGAAACUCAGGAGACCGCCGAGACCCUGCGUCGGGAGCUGUGCAGCCAGCAGGGGGCGUACCAAGAGGCGCUGCAGGAGAAGGUGGCGGCGGCGGAGAGCCUCAUGGCCGAGCAGCUGUCGGAGAUGGAGAAGCAUCUGAACGAGGCCCGCAGGGAGCACGCCAAGGCUGUUGUGGCUCUCCGUCAAGCGGAUCGCCAGGCAGCCCGGGACAAGGAGAGGCUGGAAGCCUGCGGGAAGCUCCAGGAGGAGCAGCACAAGCAGGAGAGGCAGCUGCUGAGCGGACAGCUGCGCCAGCUGCAGAGGGACAAGACCCUGCUGGUGGCCACGCUGAGACAGGAAGGGCUGCUCGGCCAGUUCAAGAGAAAUCGGGCUGCAGCUGUACACACCUCCGCUGCUCUGUCUGAUCAACAGGAGCCACCGAGACCCCUACAGCCGCCACAGGCAUCGAGACCCAGAGCCAAGGACUCCAGCAAAGAUUCUCUUGCAGAGGUGCUGGACGAACUGCAGGCUCUGAGUGCAGCAGUGAUCGCUGACCAAGAGGAGAGGGAGAUGACUGACGAGGAGGAAAGGACAGAUUAGGCGGAAGAUAGGGAAAUCCAAGCCGCCUCCUUGAAGAUCACCGACUGGCCAAUGCUCGCGGCCGACCAAAGACUUCCACGAACAAGACGAGUGGAUGGAAAGUGAUGAAGAUUGGAGCUCGCUUCUCCCAGAGAGUGUUGAGGCAGUUCUUCAUCGCAGUGGUUUCCGAGCGCCUUUUGUAUCGAGUGGGCCUCGCAUAGGGAGUCAUGUGAGGAUCGAUAGUGUGACUGAGGCAGUAGCUGCAAGGCUGGGACCCCUGCAGACCGCCAUCACAGCAAGCAUUAGACCACCAAUAACAUGACGAAGCAAAUCUCAGCGGUAUGAGCCGAUGCUUCAUCAGUAAACAUCAGAUGACAUAUCACGAGUAAAAUGAUUAAGCAUGUUUCAACACUACAGCCGGCGCUUCAUUGUAAAAUUGAAAGAGAACCACAGAAACUUUAAAAAAUAAAAACAAUUUAAAAAUGUG
This is a messenger RNA of Amblyraja radiata (thorny skate), 3190 nucleotides long. It is a transcript of the gene cchcr1, whose product is annotated as coiled-coil alpha-helical rod protein 1. Lineage: Eukaryota; Metazoa; Chordata; Chondrichthyes; Rajiformes; Rajidae. Gene Ontology annotation, cellular component: centriole. The coding region runs from base 121 to 2724 and encodes 867 amino acids. The record is from RefSeq and is a predicted model, not a curated record. Gene Ontology annotation, biological process: protein export from nucleus; cell differentiation. The transcript is spliced from 17 exons.